Molecule: messenger RNA, 2101 nt
Organism: Aethina tumida (small hive beetle)
Lineage: Eukaryota; Metazoa; Arthropoda; Insecta; Coleoptera; Nitidulidae
Gene: Stoml2
Product: stomatin-like protein 2, mitochondrial
Exons: 6
Coding region: 826-1932 (368 amino acids)
Cellular component (GO): membrane
Source: RefSeq, a predicted model, not a curated record
UUAUAUAUUUUAUUUAGCGCACUACAUAGGCUGGUAGGCUUUUGUUGUUCUCCAGUUUAGUGGUUUAUCACUGUUUCAGGAUGAUGGUAUCUUGCCACAAAUUUUCUUUGAAUUACAUCCAUGUCAUCCGCAAGUAAAUGAUUUUCCAUAGCCAUGAUGCUUAACCCUUCGAAGCUUUGGUUAAGCUAAUUAACCAAGGAGCACUGUUUGUAGAUUUGUCCAUAAUGCACAUAUCUAUCGUCGAAAUCCAAGCUUGUGCAUCAACAUUUUCCAUAUUUAAAUCAAAUUCUGGCAAUUUCACUGUAAUCUGAAAUGAAGGUGGCUUCAGAGCUUGUAGUAGAACCAUGAAGUUUCUGUUUUGUUAUUCUAGUAACAACUCCCACUUCUUUGUUGUUUUUGUUGUUGAAGUAUUUUCACUGUCAUACUUUGUUAAUGUAGUGAAAUCUACUGCAAUGGAAUUCUUUUAAUUAUUUAUAAAAACAUCUUAAAUGAGGACGAUUUAAAUCUGUCAAUGUCACACUCAUUUAAGUUUGUUGUUAAAUAUUAUUUCCGACCACUGGGCGACUUUGUACUAUUUUUAUGUUCACUCUGCCAUUCUGUAUGAAUAAAUUUGAGUCGCUUGACCUACGGGUAUUUGAUCUACUAACUUUGUGAAACGUUAGAACAAAACCGGUAGGUUUGUUGUACGGACCCCAUGUUAUUCUGUCAUCCAGAAUUUGGAUGCCGACUGUGUGACUUUAACGUGGGAGUUUCGUGGAAAAUUGUGAAGUUAAUUACAAAAACUGUGUAAAAAUUAUAAAACCAGGAACAAAAGCCCAAAAUAAAAUGUUAUCGAGAAACUUGAUGCAAUUUUCUACAAAAUUGAAUCCAUGGAAAGUUAUUGUGAGGCAAAAGUCUUAUACACCUUUUAAUACUGUUGUCAUGUUCGUGCCACAGCAAGAAGCAUGGAUUGUUGAAAGAAUGGGCAAAUUUUCCAGGAUCCUUGAACCUGGUUUGAAUGUGUUGAUUCCAGUGGUUGACAAAGUUAAAUAUGUUCAAAGUUUAAAAGAAAUUGCUGUUGAUAUUCCUAAACAAAGUGCAAUAACAUCUGAUAAUGUUACUUUAAGUAUCGAUGGUGUUUUGUACUUGAGAAUAAUAGAUGCGUAUAAAGCAAGUUAUGGUGUCGAAGACCCAGAAUUUGCAAUAACCCAAUUGGCACAAACAACCAUGAGAUCUGAGUUAGGAAAAAUAUCCUUAGAUAAAGUGUUUAGAGAAAGAGAAAAUUUAAAUGUUCAAAUUGUUGAUAGUAUAAACAAAGCAAGUGAAGCUUGGGGAAUGUGCUGCUUAAGGUAUGAAAUAAGAGAUAUAAAACUUCCAAAUAGAGUUCAAGAAGCUAUGCAAACGCAAGUUGAAGCAGAACGCAGAAAACGUGCCUGUAUAUUAGAAUCAGAAGGCAAGCGUGAGGCUGAAAUUAACAUUGCUGAAGGUCUAAAACGCUCUUUAAUUUUAAAAUCUGAAGCUGAACGACAACAACAAAUAAAUAAGGCAGAGGGAGAAGCGAUAGGGAUUAUAAAAAUAGCAGAAGCAAAAGCAGAAGGUUUAAGAAAAGUGGAAAAUGUUUUGCGGGAAGGAAGGGAGGCAGCUGGAUUGGGGGUAGCAGAGAAGUAUGUGGAAGCCUUUGGGGGGAUGAUAAAUGGGGGUGGUACUGUAGUGUUGGGGAUGGAUGCAGGAGAUGUACCAAAAAUGGUCACACAGGCGAUGUCAAUAUAUAAUUCCGUAAAUAAAACGAAUCAGAGAAAUUUGACAAAAGUGAAAAGAAUUAGUACGCCAAAAAUCAAAGAUGAUUUGGCGGAAUUUUUUAGUGACGAUGAAGAAUUAAAACAACAUAAAGAAAAGCUUGCAUCAGAAUCGAAAUUGAAAGCUACAGAAACUGAAAAACUAUUGGAAAAGUAAAUUUGAAAUUGGAUCAAAAGACCUGGUGAAAUUUUGUUAAAUUUUAAGUACUUUAUUAUCAAUUAUGUUAACAUCAAAAUUGUCAUUUAGUUUCUUUUUUGGUAAAAUAUGAGAAGGAACAGCUUUAAUAUAAAUUUAUAAUAAAUUGUUUUUGUUUAUGUUUUUAAAA